AUGUCAACAGAUCUUAAACGAACUUUGAAUGAUUUGACAAAUGAAAGCAAACGAUUGAAAAAUGAUUCAGCAAUUGAUCUAAACUUCGAUAUUGGAGAAAUUAAACAUCAACAAUCUCAUUCAUCAUCAGAAUCUUUAUUUGAAGAUGAUUCAAUGUUUGAUGAUGAUGUCUUUGAAGAUGAACCGUUAUCUUCUUCUAAGUUGAAUCAAAGUCAAGGUCGAAAACGAUUAAACGGAACGUCAAGUUAUCGAACGAAGGAAAACAAACCCAAACGAAAGAGUCAAAUCGGAAAAAAAGAUAAUCGUUUAAUUGAUCAAACAUUAAAUCAAUUACGCGAAGAGCAAGCUCGUAUCGACGCUCACUCACUUUCCAUUCUUCCCAAACGCAUGUAA
Messenger RNA from Adineta ricciae, 393 nucleotides. The record is from the annotation of a GenBank genome assembly. Lineage: Eukaryota; Metazoa; Rotifera; Eurotatoria; Adinetida; Adinetidae.